CCAAGUGACCCUCAGCUUAUGGCAGCAUUCUAUUUCAAACCAACUGGCCCCAUGGCCUCCAUAGCACAGCAGCGGCGCGUAAGUAACCUUAUACUUACCUCCAUUGGAUUCUUCGGGCGUGCUACGACGUUAGACCAUGCCAAGUACUGUCCUCGAACCUACCGCAAUCCCAAUCGUUGACUUUGCAUGCUUCGGUGAUGGAACUUCCCCAGAAGCGAUAGAGAUAGGGAGGCAAUUGGUGAAAGCAUGUCGAGAAGUUGGAUUUGCAUACUUUUGCAACACUGGUAUCCCUCAGGCGGAGGUGGAAAGCAUGUUUGAAUGGAGCAGGGCGUUAUUUUCGCUUCCAAUCGAAACAAAGCUAUUAGCUCCGCAUCCUAAGGAGGGAAGGAAUCACCGGGGAUAUAGCGGGGUUGGCAGAGAGCAAGCUUCACAAAUGGUAUUCGACCCAGCGGAGCUCGCCGCAAUACGGAAACAAACUCCCGAUUUCAAAGAAUCCUUUGACGUCGGACGCGAUGAUUGCCCGCGCAUCUCCAAUAUGUGGCUUCCAGAGCAAGUCCUUCCGGGUUUCAGAGACGCAGCGUCUGCUUUCUUUAAUACAUGCUUUCGCUUUGAGAUGGAGAAGCUGUUGCCUGCAUUGUCUCUAGGGCUUGAGCUCCCUGGUGGAGGCGAAUUCUUGGGAAAAUAUCACCAAGAAGCAGAUAAUCAGUUGCGAUUAUUGCAUUAUCCAGCUGCGCCUGCAGAGGUAUUCGCACGCGGUGAGAAAGGGAGAACUGGUGCGCACACAGAUUUUGCAUUGGGUACGAUUCUAUUCCAAGAUGAUGUUGGGGGGCUCGAAGUCGAGAGCCCUCGUGGCUCAGGAAACUUCGUUGCUGCACUACCCAUGCCGGGAACGGUCGUCUUUAACAUAGGAGAUUUUUUGAUGCGGUGGUCAAAUGACACGCUCAAAUCAACACUGCACCGUGUUCGUGCACCCCAGAAUGAUGGGACGGGAAUGGUCAAGGAGCGCUUCUCCAUUCCAUAUUUUAUGUCUGCUGACAGAGAUAUCUUGAUUGACUGCCUUCCUGGCUGUUGGGGCGAAGACAGACCUAAGAUGUACGAGCCUGUGACAGCAGGGGCGUACAUUGACAUGCGACUUGAUGCUACGUAUUAGUGAAGGAUCUAGACCAGCCAUCAGCAUGGAAUGGUCCUGCCCACCGGUUGAAUGUCUUUCUGGCACUUUUUCUUGCUCGUUCCAGCUUCACCAUAAUUUCCAAACCUUGUAGUGAUGUGGCCAUUUGAGUUGCUAUUAGACAUCGCAACAAGCUGUCGCAAUCUGAUUCACUCUGCCACAACUCUGCCAUGUUGCCGUCCUUGGAUACCAUUGACUAGUGACCGUUAAUGUCAUUAUUAGUGGGUUCUAGAACGUUUAGUUACUCUUGCAGUCGACAAACGGUACUGUGAUUCGGCCAGCGCCUGCUACCAUACGUCAUCGGACACUCUAUGUUAUGACCUAUACGGAUACCGAUUAUGAAAUCCAGAAGACGGGCCGAAAGGCCUAUAGUCUGGUUCUCUACCUGUAGUCUUAGGGGCUAAUUCUGUAAACU
Suillus paluster is the source of this 1583-nucleotide messenger RNA. RefSeq names its product flavonol synthase/flavanone 3-hydroxylase. The record is from RefSeq and is a predicted model, not a curated record. Gene Ontology annotation, molecular function: dioxygenase activity. Bases 137 to 1150 code for a protein of 337 amino acids. Lineage: Eukaryota; Fungi; Basidiomycota; Agaricomycetes; Boletales; Suillaceae. The transcript has 8 exons.